UAGUAUUGAAAAUUUUAUUCCGUAUGAAAUGACCUCAACAUGGAUAGAGAGCUGUCCUGUUCGAGUCAAAAAGCUGAUUGCAAGUCUUCCUAAAAAACAUAUUAAACUAGUCAAAACACAUGAACCGACUAAGUUUAGUGUUCGCGAGAUGCUAAAAGGCACAUUUGUAGUCUCAAUCAAUAGGAAACACGUCUGCUCGUGUCACGGCGCUCAGCCUUGUAUACAUGUUUUAUUUAUUCUUAUCAAUUAUUUCAACCUGGAGAACCACAACCCUUUAGUAUGGCAAGAUGGAAUCUGGGAAGCUGAAAUAGUGGAAUUGAUAUCAUCUCGAAAAAUAAAGGACGACUCUUCCUGUUCUUUGUGCCAACAGCGUCUUUCACAAAAAAGUGGUUGCCCAUUUUGUAAUGAGCAGUUCCAUUGGCACUGCGCUGUGUUGCGAUCAAGAGCCUUGCAUGACGAGUAUGUUACAUGUGGCCGAUGUCAUACAAAAUUGGAUAAGUGCUCCGUCUCACAAAUUUUAUGCAGUGCUUGUCGUUCUGAUUGUGAAAGUCAUAGUUACAAAUGCUGCUUCUGCCCCAGCUACAGAUUAUGCAAUAAAUGUUACUCAGCAGGAAAAGCUCACGCACAUCACCCAUUUUCAAAAGAUAAUUCAGCAUCAAGUAGCAUUUAUCCGAAGGUCACUGCCCAAGAUGUCAACUCACUUCAACACAGAGAAAUUAAUCCCGAAGAUUACGAAAUCCUUUUAUCAUUAGAAAAUAAUAGAUCGACUACACUUAGUUUAAGUGAGUUCGAAAAGCUACCCAAGGUGUUGUGGCAUGGCGACAUGAACUGCGUAACCUGCGGCAUUUGUUUGGAAGGAUUUAAAAUCGAUGAAGUUCUAGUACAGUUUCCGUGUAGUCAUUUUUUCCAUUUGCCUUGCUCCAGAAAAUGGACAACAGAACACAAAGCUGAAUGCCCGAUAGAUCACCGCAGCAUUCUUCAUGGAGAAAAAUAUAUUUAAUCAAAAUUAUGUAAAAUAAUACAUCGUUGCAGGCACAACUCAAAUCAACAAA
This is a messenger RNA of Phytomonas sp. EM1, 1052 nucleotides long. Lineage: Eukaryota; Euglenozoa; Kinetoplastea; Trypanosomatida; Trypanosomatidae. The record is from the annotation of a GenBank genome assembly.